UAAGCAGAAGUCUUGGCAGACAUUGCAAACUUCAAUACUCGUUCUCGCCGCCUUGAACUAAAUUUAUAUCUUCAACAAAAGACCAUUUAAUUUUAUUCAUCAUGAGUGUACGUACCAGCGUUAUACGAGCUCUUCGGGCUUGUCAAGUACCAAGGACACCAGGAUCUGUUGCGAGCAGCGCUUUCUUCGAAGGACAGGCUGGACAAUCAUGGCUAAGAGUAUCUGCCGGUCAGAGAGCAAUCAGCAGCCGCGCUCAAAGCCCUGCGAUUAAUGGAAAGUCUGGGAAACCUGGAAGAUUUGGAAAACCUGGACAAUCUGGGAAACCUGGAAAAUCUGGGAAAUCUGGAAAAUCCGCAGAGGGAGAAAGAUCCGCGCGAGAUCUCGAAAGAUUCAAUCGAGGCGUACUUCCCGAAAAUGAAAAUCCGGUCAAGGUCUUCAAUGCCAAUUUACGGGAUGGCACUCUCACAAAAGCUAUUGCCGCUUCGUGCCUCAAGACAGCUGUCAGAAGGGAAAACUACGAUGGCGGACUAGGAGAAGCUACUAUCAAGUGGAUAUGGAAAGAACAUGACAGCUACGAGUUUCCGAAAGACGUUGAACUGCUGGAUUACAUGAUCAGAUUACUUGUUCAAGAAGGCAAGGAGGACUUGCUAUGGUCUUGGAUUGAACAGAAAUCACGCAAACGUGGCAAUCUAGGUCCCAAGGAUCGAUUCGCAUGGAGAGCCGACGCCGUUAAAUCUUUGGUCACUUCAAAAGCAUUUGCUUCCGAAGACAGUCUGGAUGAAGCAUUGCAAGUGUUCCUCCGCGCAAAGUCAAGCACAUACUCCAUUCCACUUGCUCCAGCCCGAACUGAAACCGCAAAACUGCUCAUGAUGCCCGCAAGCAAGAAAGCAUUUGAAAAUGAUCAAGGACCUCAGGUCGAGCAGCUUCGAUGGCCAAACACCGAUCUGAAGCUGUGGGAAUCAUUCUUCAAGGCCAUUGACGCCAGGGAAGAUGUCAGUGAGCCUUUCAGGGUUCAACUGCCGCUAUACCGCCCCGAUGGACCGGAUCCUCAGCCAUACCUCAAGUAUUCUCGUCAUCUGGCAGGACAUCCCUCACUCGUACAGAAAAUGUUGAAGCGGCAAUCUCUGGUCCCCUGGAUCGCGCGAGGCAGACAUGCUGAAGCAGUAUUGAGACAAAGUGGACAAGCCGAGGACGCCAAUUGGUUGGGAGCUUUCACCAAAGAGCUGGACUCAAAGUCGGAGGUUAUCAGGAAGAAGAGAGACGAGAGACGGACGGCACAACGAAACGGGGCUUCAAAGAAGUUUAAAGAGGAACUCGGCGAUUCGCCACUCUGAGUGAGUGGUUUUGCUAGCAAACCGAGCUGUACCGUGUCGAGCGUCCCGCACAAUUCAACCUCCUUCACAACGCGUUCAUGAAGUUGGCGUUGAUAUAAACUGCUACACCAGUCAUCCCUUACCACAUUCUCAAACAUGAUCAUCAUCAGAUGUUCCAGAUGUCCUCUCCGAGAGC
This is a messenger RNA of Aureobasidium subglaciale EXF-2481, 1509 nucleotides long. RefSeq lists its product as uncharacterized. The transcript has a single exon. Lineage: Eukaryota; Fungi; Ascomycota; Dothideomycetes; Dothideales; Saccotheciaceae. The record is from RefSeq and is a predicted model, not a curated record. The coding region runs from base 102 to 1334 and encodes 410 amino acids.